Lentithecium fluviatile CBS 122367 is the source of this 796-nucleotide messenger RNA. The record is from the annotation of a GenBank genome assembly. NCBI's taxonomy places the organism in Eukaryota, Fungi, Ascomycota, Dothideomycetes, Pleosporales, Lentitheciaceae.
GCUGGGGCGUCGAAGUUUUCGCGAGACUAUCAAAGUCGUCUAUGACCCUGGUCUGGAGUAUCUUUGGAUAGACUCCCUCUGCAUCGUGCAGGACAACCUUGGUGACUGGCGAAGAGAAGGCAGCAGGAUGGCGUCCAUAUAUCUGUCCUCGUAUCUUACAAUCUCUGCAGCGUCACCUCACGACUCUUCAGUUGGAUUGUUUCCAGUCACUUCAGCCCAGAAACAUCUUCCACUCUUAACCCAUGCCUGGGUAUUUCAAGAGAUGAUACUAGCCCCUCGGGUCAUGCUCUUCACCGUGGAUGAGAUCGUUUGGCUGUGUAUGUCUCAAUCAAAAUGCGGGUGCGAUAAAGAUCUUAGGAAGUCAAUAUUCGGCAAACAUAGCCAUCUCAAUCAACAGGGAUUUCCGAAAACACGAUGGCACGACCUAAUUGAUCAGUACACGAAAAGAAGCCCCACCCACGAAAAGGACAUCUUCCCGGCCUUGUCAGGCCUCGCACACCUCUUCGCAUCACGCAAUUAAACAAACUAUCUGGAUGAGUUGUGGGAAGACUCGCUGCUUGGAGGUCUGAUAUGGCGAUCUAAAAACGGUCGCACAUACCUCAGACCCUCUAUAUGGCGGGCUCCCACUUGGUCUUGGGCCUCCAUAAAGGGUGUGGUGUGUUGGCCGUUCAUGUUUAAGUACAGCUGUACCGCGCGGGCCAAGGCCCUUUUUCAACCGCAGGGAUGGAUAAAUUCGACGAUUUGGAAUCUGGCGCUCUCUGGCUCACAGCGCCAGCUGUGGAGGUCGCCCUCGCCC